UUUUUAGUGUUAUCGUUGACGUUGUUGAAAAUUACCGUUCCGAAACCGGAAGACUAUGUUGGUUUUAAUAGCGUUUAACUGACAUUCGUUUAUUUUGCUAUUGAACAGCUGUUUAUAUCCAGUGUUUCUGCAGUUGUACGUACUGCCAGUUGUGACUUCGUAAUUGAUUUUUGGCUAACUGCGAAAUAGCUUUUGUAUUUUCGAACGUUUUCUAUUUAAUUCUAUUUACUUUUUCUCCGGAUAAAGUGUUGUGCCUUCCGUUGGAAACAAUGAGCUGCAUGAAACAAGAACCUCGAAGUGUUUCCCCUCACUGCCCCAAACCUGAUGAGUCUGAGGAGCCACUGGGAACAGCAAUGGAAACAGAAGCUGCUAAGGAUACCAGUUUGAAAACUGAGAAUAUCCCAUCUGAACCAAUUGUCACCAAAGAAAUGGAGGAAGAGGAGCAACAUCUGAUGGCAGAAGGAGAAAAGAGAGCGAAGGAAAUGAGGGAAAAGGCUCAGCAAUCUCUGGAGAGAGAGAGUCAUGAAAUGCGGUUUAAAAGACUGCAACAUUUGCUCCAGAAGAGUAACAUCUACUCUAAAUUCCUGCUGACUAAAAUGGAGCAACAACAGAAUGAGGAGAAAAUCAAGAAGGAAAAGCUUGAAAAGAAGGCCAAGAAAAGUACGAACAGCACUGGGCCUGGAAAAGAUAAAAAGAAGAGACGAAGGGAGGAUGACUACAAAAUUGCUGAUGUCAUGUCCAAAGAAGAAAUCAUGUCGCAGGCCAAGAGAAUUAAAGUGGAGGCAGAGGAAGCAGCCACAGCCCAGAAGAUGCUGGAUGCCAACGAUAUCGAAAAUAUGAGCGACACCAAUCAAGACAUCAAGAAUCGUUUGGCAGAGACGGUGCGAGACAAUGCCAAACAUCUCCUGGAUCCUGACAGGAAGGUGAAAGGAGAGCCAGUUCCCGCUCAACAGCCACACCUCUUCACUGGUGGGGUCAUGAGGUGGUACCAGAUCGAGGGCAUCGAGUGGCUUCGAAUGUUGUGGGAGAACGGCAUCAAUGGGAUCCUCGCCGAUGAGAUGGGACUGGGAAAGACAAUCCAGUGCAUCGCACACAUCGCCAUGAUGGUCGAAAAGAAAGUCAUGGGCCCUUUCUUGGUGGUGGCACCACUUUCCACUCUGCCCAACUGGAUCAAUGAGUUCAAGCGCUUCACACCAGAGGUGUCUGUGCUGCUUUAUCAUGGCCCCCAAACUGAGAGGAGCAAACUGCUGAAGCACAUACGCAAAUCCCAGGGCCCCCUCAAUAUGUGUCCCGUCGUCGUUACCUCAUUUGAGAUUGCGAUGAUUGACCGAAAGUAUCUUCAGCGCUGUCAGUGGAAUUACUUAAUUGUUGAUGAAGGCCACAGAAUCAAAAACCUCAACUGUCGACUAGUGCAGGAGUUGAAGAUGCUGCCCACUGACAACAAGCUGCUGCUUACGGGGACUCCACUACAGAACAACUUGGCCGAGCUCUGGUCUCUUCUCAAUUUUCUCUUACCUGAGGUCUUUGAUGACCUGAAGAGCUUUGAGUCUUGGUUCGACAUUGACACACUUGGUGAGGCAGAAAGUGUGGUGGCUGCUGAACGUGAACGGAACAUCCUCAGCAUGCUGCACCAGAUUCUGACUCCAUUUUUGCUGAGGAGACUGAAGACUGAUGUGACACUGGAGAUUCCUCCAAAGAAAGAGAUCAUUGUUUAUGCCCCUUUAACUGCCAAACAAGAAACUUUCUACACUGCUGUGGUGAACAAGACCAUCGCAAAAGUCCUUGGUCAGCAUAAGACUGAAGCACCUGUAGGGUUGACGCCAGAUGGCAGACCAAAGCGUUGCAGUCGAAAGCAGGUAGACUACGCUGAAGCAGAGGAUGAUACACCGUCAGGCUUAGAAAAAUAUCUGGAAAAGCUCCAAAAGGAACCGGAGCAGAGGUCCUCCUCUCCAGUGCUGGACAUCCAGUGCCCUUUGGAUGCACAUAUCAACCUAAAGAUGCAGAAUAUUCUCAUGCUGCUAAAACGAUGCUGUAACCACCCUUACCUGGUAGAAUACCCCCUGGAUCCAGCCACACAAGAAUUCAAGAUUGAUGAGGAGCUGGUACAGUGUUCUGGGAAAUUUCUCAUACUGGACAGACUUCUGCCUGCACUCAAGAAAAGAGGACAUAAGGUACUCGUCUUCAGUCAAAUGACCUCCAUCUUGGACAUUCUAAUGGAUUAUUGCUAUCUGCGUGGCUUCCAAUACAGCCGAUUGGAUGGCAGCAUGUCCUAUGGUGAUCGGGAAGAAAAUAUGGCUAAGUUUUCCAAAGACCCAGAGGUUUUCAUUUUCCUGCUCAGCACCAGAGCCGGAGGGCUUGGGAUCAACCUCACAGCUGCCGACACGGUCAUUAUUUUUGACAGUGACUGGAACCCUCAGGCAGAUCUGCAGGCUCAGGACCGCUGUCAUCGCAUUGGGCAAACUAAACCAGUGGUGGUGUAUCGUCUGGUGACAGCAAACACUGUCGACCAAAAGAUUCUGGAGAGAGCCUCGGCAAAGAGAAAGCUGGAACAGAUGGUCAUCCACAAGAAUAAGUUCAAAGGUGGGAGGGCAGAGUUGAACCAAACUAAAAGCUGCAUUGAUCUGGAUGAGCUGAUGGAACUGCUCCAAAACAGAGGCAUUGAGAAAGAGGUGCAAUCAUCAAGUGGGCAAGUGAUCAGCAAUAAAGACCUGGAGUUUUUAUUGGACCGCAGUGACUUGCUGGAUAAAGGAAAAAGGGGAACGAAGAAGGAGAAAGUUGGAGUCUUCAGAGUUAUCGAGACUGCUGAAUCAUCAGACAUCGCCUUGACUUAAAAAGACCCGAAACACUGUAUUAACUUCAAUAACAUUCCUUCAGAUGUAAACGCAAGCAAUGCUCAGAUGACUUCGGACUUCAAGAACACGCUGUCAAUGUUUUCCCUACUGUUUGAUGAUUGUACACAUUUAAUGUUGACU
Messenger RNA from Hippocampus comes (tiger tail seahorse), 2972 nucleotides. RefSeq names its product helicase, lymphoid specific (gene hells). Gene Ontology annotation, biological process: negative regulation of gene expression via chromosomal CpG island methylation; DNA methylation-dependent constitutive heterochromatin formation; lymphocyte proliferation. Lineage: Eukaryota; Metazoa; Chordata; Actinopteri; Syngnathiformes; Syngnathidae. Gene Ontology annotation, cellular component: nucleus; pericentric heterochromatin. The transcript is spliced from 23 exons. The record is from RefSeq and is a predicted model, not a curated record. Gene Ontology annotation, molecular function: chromatin binding; ATP binding. The coding region runs from base 270 to 2831 and encodes 853 amino acids.